AGGGAGGGAGCAGGGUCGGUGGGCGCCAGCGGCGCACAGCGGGACCCACGGAGCCCCGCGACCCGCCGAGCCUGGAGCCGGGCCGGGGCGGGGAAGCCGGCUCCAGCCCGGAGCAAACUUCGCAGCCGGGCUGGGGGUGGCGGGGAACCCGUCCGGAGCCGGAGGAGGGGCCCGCCGCGGGCCCUCCCGCCGCUGCUCCCGCGCCUCCGGGCACCAUGCUGUCCAACUCCGGUGCUGUUCCCCAGCCCGCCGCCACCGCCGCCACCGCACCAUGCUGUCCAACGCCGGCGAUGUUCCCCAACCCGCCGCCGCCGCCGCAGCCCCCCGCCCCGGCCCAACCUCACCCCCCGGCCCAGCCGCCGCCGCAGCCCCCGCAGCAGUUCCCCCAGUUCCACGUCAAGUCGAGCCUGCAGAUCAAGAAGAACGCCAUCAUCGACGACUACAAGGUCACCACCCAGGUCCUGGGACUGGGCAUCAACGGGAAAGUUUUGCAGAUCUUCAACAAGAGGACCCAGGAGAAAUUCGCCCUAAAAAUGCUUCAGGACUGCCCCAAGGCCCGCCGGGAGGUGGAGCUGCACUGGCGGGCCUCCCAGUGCCCACACAUUGUGCGGAUCGUGGACGUCUAUGAGAACCUGUACGCGGGGAGGAAGUGCCUGCUGAUCGUCAUGGAGUGUUUGGAUGGUGGAGAACUCUUCAGCCGAAUCCAGGACCGAGGAGACCAGGCAUUCACAGAAAGAGAGGCAUCAGAGAUCAUGAAGAGCAUCGGCGAGGCGAUCCAGUACUUACACUCGAUCAACAUCGCACAUCGGGAUGUCAAGCCUGAGAAUCUCUUAUACACCUCCAAAAGGCCCAACGCCAUUCUCAAACUCACUGAUUUUGGCUUUGCCAAGGAAACCACCAGCCACAACUCUCUGACCACUCCUUGUUACACGCCAUACUAUGUGGCUCCAGAAGUGCUGGGCCCAGAGAAGUAUGACAAGUCCUGUGACAUGUGGUCCUUGGGUGUCAUCAUGUACAUCCUGCUGUGUGGGUAUCCCCCCUUCUAUUCCAACCAUGGCCUUGCCAUCUCUCCGGGCAUGAAGAGUCGCAUCCGAAUGGGCCAGUAUGAAUUCCCCAACCCAGAAUGGUCAGAAGUAUCAGAGGAAGUGAAGAUGCUCAUCCGGAACCUGCUGAAGACAGAGCCCACCCAGAGGAUGACCAUCACCGAGUUCAUGAACCACCCCUGGAUCAUGCAAUCAACAAAGGUCCCUCAAACCCCACUGCACACCAGCCGCGUCCUGAAGGAGGACAAGGAGAGGUGGGAGGACGUCAAGGAGGAGAUGACCAGUGCCUUGGCCACGAUGCGGGUCGACUAUGAGCAGAUCAAGAUAAAAAAGAUUGAAGACGCAUCCAACCCUCUGCUUCUGAAGAGGCGGAAGAAAGCUCGGGCCCUGGAGGCCGCGGCCCUUGCUCACUGAGCCGCUGAGCCCGUCCUGCUCCACUGGAGGACAAGCAAUAACUCUUGACCUGAAUAUAUUUUUUAAAUGAAGAGACACAGAACUGUCCACUCCCGCCUCCCUCCUCCUCAGCCUCAUGGAGCCCGGACCUCGUCAUAGGCUGAAUUCUGCCUUUGGUUCUGGCCACCCCUGAGAGGGAGAGCCUGGAAGGCUGGGAGGGCGUGGAGAGAAGGAGCAAGAUGCUCUUGAACCUGUGCUCAUUUUGCAGUUUUAUCAAUAAUUUGACUUAGAAUUUUUAUGAAA
Eubalaena glacialis (North Atlantic right whale) is the source of this 1739-nucleotide messenger RNA. RefSeq names its product MAPK activated protein kinase 2 (gene MAPKAPK2). Gene Ontology annotation, cellular component: nucleus; cytoplasm. The record is from RefSeq and is a predicted model, not a curated record. Lineage: Eukaryota; Metazoa; Chordata; Mammalia; Artiodactyla; Balaenidae. Gene Ontology annotation, biological process: peptidyl-serine phosphorylation; toll-like receptor signaling pathway; cellular response to vascular endothelial growth factor stimulus. Gene Ontology annotation, molecular function: mitogen-activated protein kinase binding; calmodulin binding; calcium/calmodulin-dependent protein kinase activity. The transcript is spliced from 10 exons. The coding region runs from base 216 to 1457 and encodes 413 amino acids.